Molecule: messenger RNA, 1952 nt
Organism: Camellia sinensis
Lineage: Eukaryota; Viridiplantae; Streptophyta; Magnoliopsida; Ericales; Theaceae
Source: RefSeq, a predicted model, not a curated record
UACAAUGUGAGAAUCUCAACUCCCAAAUUGAACCGAUGCACUCGCAAAUAAUCUCUCUGUCUCUCCACUGUCUAAACCAGAUUCAGUUGCUUAUCAAUGGAAUCCUCAGAAAUCGAAGUUCUCUCUCGAAAUCGAAGUGAUUCAUCAGAGCGAUUUCGAAGUUCAUCUCAGCGAUUCAGAUCUCGAAAUCGAAGUUCAUAUCUCGAAAUUUUAAAAUUCUGAGUUCAUAUCACUUCGAUUUCGAUUUAGAUUUGAGUUCAUAUCACUUCGAUUUCGAUUCAGAUCGUGAUUAAGAUCUCAGCGAUUCAGAUCGGUCUCAGUGAUUCAUAUCUCGAAAUCGAAAUCGAAGUUCGAUUCAGAUCGUGAUUCAGAUAUCAGCGAUUCAGAUCGGUCUCAGUGUUUCAUAUCUUGAAAUCGAAAUCGAGAUGAUGAUGAGGAGAUCAGUCUCCGGGUAAUGCAGUUGGCUAACAUUAUUAGUGGAGAUGAUGAUGGUGAAGACGGUAUUAACCAGUUGUUCCUUCAUGAGGAUAUCUCGAAGCCUGGACAGAAGGAGUCUCUGCAUUUUCUGUGCGGGUUGUACCCUGAUGCAUUGGGGAUUCACUCUGUUUCAAUGAGGCCCAAGCUUGAAACUUCUGGGUUUCUUGUAGUUCCGACCAAAUACAAUGGCCCUGUUUUCCAAGAUCUUGACGAAGGGAUGAGAGAUGCACUUCAUAGUUAUAUUGAAGAGCGAGUACAGGUGUUAGUUUACCAUGAUCUGCUAGGAAUGAUGCAACACCCACAUCAUGCCAAGGUAACCCCCAAAUUCUGCAAGCAGUAUGGGCAAGUUGGAGAUGUCAUUAACAAGGCUCUUUCAGAGUACAAGGAAGAAGUAACAAAUGGUUCAUUCCCAGGCCCAGGCCCCUGCCCAUAGCCCGUAUAAAAUUAAUGCCGCCGAUGUUGAUGGUUUUUUAAAUGAGCUGCAAAAGUUGGGUUUGCACAAGGCCGCAUUAGCAGCUGCUACAACAGCUGAGAAGAUUGAGAAUGCUGAAUCACCUGAUGUCUAUGUGGUCUAUAUGGGAAGCAGAGAUGGUCAUGACCCAGAUGAGAUUUUGAUGCAGAACCACUAAUUCCUCACUGAUUUUCAUGGUGGAAGUGUUGAACAAGCCAGGGCAUCUCAUGUCUACAGUUACAGACAUGGUUUCAGAGGCUUUACAACCAAGUUGACAGAGGACCAAGCUUUUGAAAUUGCCAAUGCCUGGAGUGGUGUCGAUGUUUCCAAACAACCGCAGGAGGCUUCACACGACUCAUUCAUGGGAUUUCAUGGGUCUUUUGGGAGAAGAAACCAUGGAAAUCCCUGGGUAUUCCACCAAGAACCAAGUUAAUGUCGUUAUCGGCUUCAUUGAUACCGGUUAGUUGUCUUUCCCUUUCUAUCGAGAACAAUUGGUUUCAUUGAUUAGUAUCACUGUAUGUGCAUGCACAAAUUAGACAAUGUUCAUUUAUUAGUUCAUUAUGGAGACAUGACCUCUAGGCUCUUCCUAGGAUUAGGAGUAGAAAACAAACUGACUCUCUGUGCUCAUUGAAUACAACACUUGCUCAUUCUUUAAUGAGUACCCAUUAUCAUUUUCUUUGAUGCCCUGUUUGUUUGAAGUCACAAGUAUGUGAGCUAACAAUGCCCUUCCUCACUCUUCAUUAUGAUUUCGAACUAAAAUGAGACUUUUCAUUAUGAUUUUAGAAAUUAUAGGUUCAUUUUGUUUAAUCAAAAAACACUCAUCAUUCUAGUCCACUUUUCUUUUUAAUCCUCUCUUUGUCACUGUUUUUGCUAACAAAGGCGUGCCGGUCUCUCUUGCCACUAUUAAGAUUGUAGUAGAGUUCUUUUUCACACACACAACUCUCAAAUUGUUGUGAAACAUAUUGAAUUGCAACAUAUCUCUCUCACACUCUAUGAAAUUGCAAUUAAUUUUAAGCACUGCUUA